GUUGUGAUAAAAUCAUAUGACUGAGUCUGAGACCUGAGUCCUGUGAGUGGGUCCUGAGAAGUAGUCACUUGUGUAGCCUACCUGAGCCUACAACAAAUAUAUCAAGCAAAAAUGGCUAUAUCGGCAGCAAGAGGAAAACUAAUUGCCGUUAUUGGCGACGAGGACACGUGUGUUGGCUUCGUUCUUGGUGGCGUUGGGGAGCUGAACAAAACCAAACAGUCAAACUACAUGGUUGUGGAUAAAAACUCCAGCAUUGGAGAGAUUGAAGAAACAUUCAGGAGUUUUCUCAGACGUGAAGACAUCGGAAUCGUUCUCAUCAAUCAAAAUGUAGCUGAGAUGAUCCGCCACGUCAUCGACGCCCAUGACCUUCCUAUUCCCGCGGUGCUGGAGAUUCCGAGCAAAGAUGCACCCUAUGACCCUUCCAAGGACUCCAUUCUGAGGAGAGCAAAGGGCAUGUUCUCAAGUGAAGACUUCCGGUGAGGCAGACGAUGCGGUUAGGAUCUACUUCAAAAUUCCCUAUGUUUUACUUCAUCUUACAGUGACCCUGUAUUGUAACAUAUGUAAGCAGUACCAUGAUGAACACACUGUAGGUGUCAUUCAUUCAUUCCUUCCCUCAUUGGUUUCUCUUUUGUAUAUGAGGUAAUGCUUGGUUUAUAAACAACAUUUAGCCAGUGUGUAUAGAAAAUUUAAAAAAACAGAAUUUUAGUGUUACGUGUCUAGUCAUGUAGAAUGUAAAUGUCAGUCGUACUCUUGUUUUGAGUGACUAUCAGAGAGAGAGAGAAAGAGAGAGAGAUGGUUUAUUAUGUGAUAUGUACAGGUUUAGUUGAUUUUUUGUUGCAUGAACAGCUGUCCUCGGAAGAGUUAACUAUUGUACUCCUUUGUUUAUGUCAUGGAUAGUUUUGUCUGUCCAGAGUAUUUGUACUAAAUGUUUUCUUAGGUGAUACUUCUGAUACUUUACAAAUGAACGUUUAACAGAAAUUCUAAGCAUAGGUGUGUGAAAGAGAUUUGAAACUGUAUUAAGUUUCGACUGGUCAGCGUAAGACUCCGUCAUACGUCACUUUUCAAAAUGGGGUAUAAUAUUAUUUGUUUGUUUAUAAGCAUUUAUUUGUAUUUUGAUGAAUGAAAAAGUUGGUUCUCUUUUAUUUCUACUGCAUUCAUUGUAUUGUUUUGAACAAAAUAGAUUUCCAGCCCUCACUUGUCUAUCUGUCAAUUUGAAAAAAAGUUUGGUGACCCCUGUUGUAGAAUUCAUUGAUCAGAAUAUGAUACCUAGAUGUCUAGUCUGAUAUAUUUGUGUGUUCACAUCACAUUUACAGAUAACAGAGUUCACUACUGCAAGUGACAGAAUGUGUGAGUGGGACAGUUUUUGUGUUUGGUAAAAAAUGAUGGAUAAAAAAAAAAUGUUCCAGUUGUGAGUUGUGAUUGAUGGUAACGUAAAGGUUAUAAUCCACUUUGUUUUUUUAAGAAUACAAUUGCAUUCUUUACUAAUUUACUGUUGAAAAGAAUGUUGUUUGCACAAUUAACCACAAUGUUUUCAGUUUGUGUAUCCUGAUAGACAUUGUUUAGUAAGUUGCUGCAUGAUCACAUCUCAUUCUCGAUUUUGGUUUUAAUUAGUAAUAGCAACUAAAUUUGGUUCAUCAUUAAUUAUUGCCGUUAAGUCGUAUUUGUUGUAAGUCAAAGGAUUAGCUGAAUAAAAGCAUGUGGCACAAAAGAAUAUUCAUAAUGUGAAUUCUAUGCAUUGAUGAACCUUACCUGAACUAUUUAUAAUUCAUUGGAGGCUUUUGUUAUAAAGUAUAGUGUAAACUGACAUAGAAUUACUUGUUAUCAUUCUUCAAAUUUGAUUAACAGAGAAAAAGUCCAGUCUAAAGUCUGUAUUAUUUUUUUUUAAUCUUUUGAAGUGAAUUUACUUUGAUCAGAUCUCUCUUAACUGAUUGUCUGCUCACUGCAUAAUGAUUUAUUUCAUAGACAGGGCUAAUGUUUUGUGCUGGUAGUUCAUCUGGAAUUUUUGCGUUUCACUGUCUCUGGCAUUUGAUAAUGAUCUGGCAAUGUCUGUGUUUAAAUGUAGAGAGGGAUGCUUUUUUUAGUGGUGACUGAAUGGUAUAAUUUCCAAUAAAAUUUUUGUCUCUGUA
This is a messenger RNA of Aplysia californica (California sea hare), 2126 nucleotides long. Its product is annotated as V-type proton ATPase subunit F. Lineage: Eukaryota; Metazoa; Mollusca; Gastropoda; Aplysiida; Aplysiidae. The transcript has 5 exons. Gene Ontology annotation, biological process: proton transmembrane transport. Gene Ontology annotation, cellular component: membrane; proton-transporting V-type ATPase, V1 domain. Gene Ontology annotation, molecular function: proton-transporting ATPase activity, rotational mechanism. Bases 112 to 480 code for a protein of 122 amino acids. The record is from RefSeq and is a predicted model, not a curated record.